Molecule: messenger RNA, 1971 nt
Organism: Mirounga angustirostris (Northern elephant seal)
Lineage: Eukaryota; Metazoa; Chordata; Mammalia; Carnivora; Phocidae
Exons: 3
Coding region: 1-1971 (656 amino acids)
Source: RefSeq, a predicted model, not a curated record
AUGGCUGGCCCACGCUGCCGCCCUCUGCCGCCUGCUGCUUGCUGGCGCUGGCUGCCCAGCGCUGACCCUGCCCAUACCACCACCGGGCCGCUGCCCCCGCCAGCUGCUGCCAGUUACCGCUGCCUACCGCCCCAGCCACCUGCCCGCCACCGCUUCCUUCCGCUGCCCCCGCCACCUGCCACCUCCUCUGCUGCCACCAGCCUCCGCUGCCUAAACUCGACGGUGCCUGCCAACGCUGCCAACCUACCACCGCCAACUGCUGCCGCUGCUCCCUGCAGCCCGCUUGCCUCCGCUGCCUGCGGCCACUACCGCCUGCUUCCCACACUGCCUGCCUCCACUGUGGCCCGCCUCCCCCUGCCACCUGCCCCCACCUGCCGCCGCUUUCUGCCACCGCUUAUGGCUGGUUGCGAUUAUCAGCCGCCGCUUCCUGCCUGGGCCCUGGGGCCUGCAGCCCGCCACGGCCUGCUGCUGCUUACCUACCACCGCCGCCUGCUGCCACUUACCAUUACCCGCCACGCCAGCCCAAGGCCACCACACGCCUAUUGCUGCCGCCUACCUAACGCUGCUGCCUGGCCCUGCUGCCUGCCGCCGUUUCCUCCCGCCGCUUACCACUGCCUGCCCCCGUCUGCAACCUCUUGCCGCCGCCGCCCCCUGCCUGCCCCUAGCCGGGGUCUGCCGGCCGCCACUACCUGCCCCCACCACCUGCCCGCCGCCGCUUCCUGUGGCCACUGCCUGUUGCCACCUGCGGCUACUGCGUACCCCCAGUGCUGCAGCCUGCCUGCAACUGUCUGCCACCUGCCUGCUGCAGCCUGCCUGCCCCCGCCCCCUGCCGCCACCGCCGCCUGCUACCUCUUGUCCCCGCGGACCCCUGCCUGCCUCUGGCCGUGGCCUGCAAGCCGCCGCCACCUGCCCCCACCACCUGCCCGCCGCCGCUUCCUGCCGCCACCACCUGUUGCCACCUGCAGCUACUGCGUACCCCCAGUGCUGCAGCCUGCCUGCAACUGCCUGCCACCUGCCUGCCGCAGCCUGCCUGCCCCCGCCCCCUGCCGACGCCGCCGCCUGCUACCUCUUGUCCCCGCGGACCCCUGCCUGCCUCUGGCCGUGGCCUGCAAGCCGCCGCCACCUGCCCCCGCCCCCUGCCGCCGCCUGCUACCUCCUUCCACCGCCCGCCGCCCUUGCCUGCCUGCCGCGGCCGCCUGCCUGCCGGCUGCAGCCGAAGACGCCACACACUGGUGCUGUCACCGCUGCCACCUCUGCUGCUACCCGCUGCCGCCUGCCACCGACUGCCACCGACUGCCUGCCGCUGCCUGCCGCCACUGCCCACCAGUGCUGCCACCGCCGCCUGCCACCGCCUGCCUGCUGCCGCCACCAGUCAGUACUACCACUGCCGUCUGCCACUGCCGCCCCCUGCUGCCGCUUACCUCUGCCUGCCGCCGCCACCUGCCUUCUGCCAACCACCGCUCUUGCGUGCGCCCGCUGCCUGCUGCCCGCCGGCAUCCGUGGCCGCCUGACUGCCUCCGCAUCCUGCCGCCGCCUGCCACCGCCGUCUGCUGCCGCAGCCUGGCUCACCGGGCCCAGCUACCUAACCCCGAGGAUGCAUGCCAACGCUGCCUGCCUAACCCCACCACUGCCGGCACCGUCUGCCUACCGCUGCCACCUGCCAAUUGCCACAGCUGCCGUCUGCCUAAUGCUGCUGUCUGCCGCCUGCCUGCCCCCGCCGACUGCCUGCUGCCGCCGCCUGCUAUGUCCUGGCACCACCCGCGGCCCUUGCCUGCCGUGGCCUGCCUGCCAGCCGCUGCUUACUGCAGCCUGCACCUGCUACCUCCUACCUGCCGCCUCCGCCUGCCUACCGCUGGCACCUGGAACCGGCUGCCCGCACUGCCGGCCGCCACUGCAGCCUCCCUCCUCCUGCCACCUUCCCCCGCCGCCUGCCUCCGCUGUCUUCCGCCGCUUCCUGCCACCGCCACCUGA